GUCCGCGACGUGGUGACCGGCGUGGGUGUAGGUGAUUCUGGUGUCUGGCAGGCCGCGAGAGGAUGAGACGAAGCAUGUGGUGGAGGCGGCGACUCUAUACCAGCAUCCUUCUCCUCUUGUGUAGCGCUGGCGGAGGUGGAUGGACAGGAGUGGCAGGCGAGGAGGUGAAAGUAUUUGGGAUGCAGCUGGACCUGGAAGAACCCUCGCGGUCAGACGUCGUGGCCACCUACAACCUUUCCCUCAAGUUUCCCGAGGGCGGAGAGGCGUCAGAGAUGAGCGUGUGUUACUGGGCCAAGCCUGACACUCUGACCAGCUACGAGACCCACCUAUCCCUCGCCGCCUCAGACUACGAGAACGACAUCCUCCACCUGUAUCGGCGCGGUGGCCAGCUUGGGUUUUACUACAAUGGCGUGAGGCAGCUGGGCUUCCCUCACCUCGUCACCGCCAUUGACCUGCACACCUGGAAACACUACUGCCACGUGUUCCACCAGGGGGAAUACUCGGUGUACAUAGGCGGGGAGCAGCUGGGUGGAGGCACCAUCGCCACUUCCCGAGUGCCUGUGCCCCUGCAAGGCGUGAUUGCCCUAGGUCAGGAGCAAGACCUACUGGCGGGCGGAUAUGACCCAGACCAGAGCUACCGCGGUCGCCUCGCGCUCAUGAACAUCUACAGCAGGCGCGUCACUAAAGCAGAAAUCAAGCAGCAAGCUUCCUGCGGUACUAUCUCUUCUGGAGACAUUUUUUCGUCAGAGAGAGACGAAAUGACGUUGUUUAAUGUCAGCAUUGAGCUUCACGAGGCCAAGGAGUUUUGUGAAGCGUCCGUCGAUUACGUUAUUUUUCCCGAGCGCAGAAAUCUGCCGGAUUCUCUGCAGGCGUGUCGUAGAGUCGGCUACGACAUGUACAGCCCUUCCACGCACACUCAGAACACCGCCCUCUACAAUGAGUCUCUCCUCUUUAGUACUGCAUGCUUGGCCAACAACUACCACUUGUGGGUGGGCGCCACGGACAGAGAGCAAGAGAACGUGUGGCGGAAAUUCAUCGACGGGACAAUAGUUAAAGAUCCUCCCUUCGAAAAGAAUGAACCAAAUGGCGGGGACGGCGAGGACUGCAUCCUGAUGUUCCUGCUGAGCGGCCUGUGGGUGGACACGUCCUGCAGCAUCAAGUGGGCCGCCUGUGUACCCUGCCAGGUGUUAUACUCUAAGCCUCUCCGUCUUCGUGGUCUUUGUUCCCCGAGUGAGGCUGAGACAUUCUAUGAGGUGCUUGGUUACAAGAGCGAGAAACCUUACUUCCACGGCUACUAUGGCAACUUAGUGUACAGAAGGGAAGGAGUAGACUGGGAGAUGUACGACCUGGCGCAUGGUGCGGUGGUGGCCACCACUACACUCCUUUCAGAAAACUCUUACCCUAUUGGACGCCACCGCUGGACCCUGAAACGCGGCAUCUGCAACCUUCCCCCUAAUGCUGAGAUCACUCUCAGCUUCUCCGUCUGUGCCAACACUGAGUUCACUUGCUCCAAUGGGGACUGCAUUGCCAAAAAGUAUCGCUGUGACGGCAGCAACAACUGUCCAGACUUCUCGGACGAGGACAACUGUCGAAUGUUGGUGUUGCCCCAUGGCUACCGCGCCACCCAGCCACCCUCCAACACACAAGGCACCCGUCCUCUCCUUCUCGGUUCAGUGGUUCGCAUUCUCCGCAUCACGAGGAUCAGCGACGUGCGGCGGGCGAUUGACGUGGAGAUGAGCCUCGACCUGCAGUGGCCGGACCCGAGGAUCACCUACCUUAACCUCGGCGAUACUCUGGAGUGGAACAAACUGACUCAAGAUGACACCAAGAACAUAUGGAAGCCAAGGCUGGCCUUCCCAAAUGUUUACGACGGGAAGAUCAAUUCAAUACAGGAAGAGUUUAGCGUCAAGAAACUGAAGGGACCGCUGCCACCACAGUACAAUGACGAGAAGAUGGAUACUGCGUUUGGCGGCGACGCGGCGCUGGUGGUGCAGGAGCAACACUUCAGUGGAAGUUUUGCUUGUUCCUUUGAGGUGUUCUACUACCCCUUUGACAAGCAAAGGUGCCACAUACUGAUCAAGUUGGCCUCUGCUAGCAAGGAACAGGCCAUAUUCGCGAUGAAGGACGCAAAGAUCAUCUAUUUGGAGGAGAGGUUUUUGCCUGACUACGAGGUGAGCAAGACUUCUCUGACCGUGACGGAAGGAGGCAACAACGAGACUCUCUUCAGUGUCCUCGAGGUGACGUUCGAGGUGAAGCGGCGGUGGACAGUGAUUGUGGUGACGGUGUUCCUGCCCACCACGAUGCUGCUGUGUGUCGGCUACGCCACUCUCUACAUCAAGAUGGAGAUGAUGGACGUGCGCAUGGCGGUGAGCCUCACGACACUGCUGGUGCUGUACACACUCUUCAGCAACACCUCAGACUCACUCCCCGUCACUGCCUACGUCAAGAUGAUCGACAUGUGGUUCUUCUCCAUCAUCUCCCUGCUCUUCUUCAUCACAAUGAUUCACGUGCUGGCGGAGUACAUAUCGGAGAGGCAGCAGGUGAUUAAGGUGCAUCCCGUGGUGAAGAGCGAUGCCCGACACUCCAGACUAACAGGAGAGCGGAUGAUGGUUGCCGUGAGGAAGUGGGUGGUGCCUCUCAUGGUGGUGGUUCUCAAUAUCGUCUACUGGGUACUCCUCCUCCAGCAGGGUUCUCCGUAAUCCCUAUGUGUCUGUGUUCAGAGUUGUGUGUUGAGUCUCCUCAUUCUGACGUAUUUGUGGUGCUGAAGGGGAAUGUUUGCAGUGCGCGUUUGAGGAGACCGUGAUAUAGAUAGUACAAUGUGUAAGGAAUAAUGGAAUAAUGAGAACUGCCUACCUCUGCGGUGAAUCAUGUUUCUGUGAUGAUGAGUACUAACACUACCUCCACUUCCCAAUGAUUUUCACACCAUAUGUUUCGAAACGCUUCGGGCCACGAAGAUGAUUAAUUGGGAUGGAUUUUUUUUCUUAUUGGUGAUGUAAAAUGCUCGUUGAAUUGUUACUGCGAUAAUUAGAAACUACUUUGAAAAUGGAAUGAAUUUUGAAUGAAGCCCAAUAAAACUACAAUGUCUAGAUAAAUGGCGAAAUGUUUGGGAAUGUGACCCCAGGACAUUCCAUUGUUGUGUUCGUGUACAGUGCGGUGACUUGACCUGCUCCAGGAAGGAAGCACUGUGUCGCUGCAGGAACGUAGUUGGCUUGAAUUUAGGUAAUGGCGUUGCAUACAGGCAGGUAAUUAAGGGCCAUGUGUCUUACUCAGCCACUGGCCUGUCUUCGUGACACGCACUCUACAUCAUAUACUAAAUAACUUAUACUCGUAUGUCGUUAGUGUUUCGUUAGGCCUCCACCCGUUAUCCUCUCCUCCCAACACACACACACACACACACACACACACAUCGCUUGGUCAGUACCAUGACUCAUUGAAACUGUGACCCGUUUCUCUCUGUCUUAUAUAUUCUUGGAGGGAAAAAAAAGAGGAAAAGAAAAAAAUACGCACCUUUGAACAUAAUCAGUAUAAUCACUUUAUAAUGACUUUAUUUAUGUUCAAGAUACUACUGGAACACUUCUGUCUUACCGGUAAGCUAAAUGGCGACUGAGGAAGACCUACAAGUCUCCUUGACAGUAACACCGGAAGUGCCUGCCAGCUGUGCCUCGCUGCUUUGACGGUCACCGAGGCGACCGAGGCGCGCCACCAGUCUAGAGCUGGCGGCCUGGCGAAGAAGGGUUCUCCUCCCCUGCUUUCCCUGGAAUUUCCUCACUCCAAGUCUCGUGACACGUCAGGACAGGAGGUGGUCUGUGUGUA
Portunus trituberculatus (swimming crab) is the source of this 3813-nucleotide messenger RNA. RefSeq lists its product as uncharacterized. The coding region runs from base 63 to 2699 and encodes 878 amino acids. Gene Ontology annotation, cellular component: synapse; membrane; neuron projection. Gene Ontology annotation, molecular function: protein binding; transmembrane signaling receptor activity; neurotransmitter receptor activity. Gene Ontology annotation, biological process: chemical synaptic transmission; signal transduction; monoatomic ion transmembrane transport. The record is from RefSeq and is a predicted model, not a curated record. The transcript is spliced from 8 exons. Lineage: Eukaryota; Metazoa; Arthropoda; Malacostraca; Decapoda; Portunidae.